UUGCCGCCCGACAUAUUUGGUUUUCCUCAAUUCCCAGCUUUUUAGAGAAGUUUAAUGUUGUUUCCCAAACUUGGAAUUUUCUUCAUUCGCAGAUCGGUAUCUCACAGAAUAAGAUGAUACUCAUGCGCCGUUUUCUCCUGGAUCCAGUUGUGUCCUGUAUGUUCUCCAUUGAUAAAAUCUCUCUCAUGUGUACAGCGUUUGUAAGCCUGGUCAAACAAAAUAGGUCGGUCUGUGUCAGAUGAUAAUCUAAUUAAAUCCCAGAAAGUGAGUGCUGCCCUGUCUCCAUUUUUCAGUCAAAUGAUGAUGAGGAAAUGAUGGUCCUGACUCUGCAGCAUCCUUCUCAUCCAUCAAUGGCAGCACUCCCCAACACCAGCACCAACAGCCGUCUUAUUGCCUUCACCACCCCAAAAAAUUAUGCAGAAAGGCUCUCCCACGUUAUCCAACUCAAGGGCUGGUGUCCCAUCUGGUGCCCCACUGUCAUUGUUGAAACCACCCCACACACCAUCUCCUCCAUCCAAUUCUACCUCUCCAAUCCAAAUGCCAUCAACAAUUCCCAGAAUCAUCCCAACCUCGAACAAUUCUCAGGUAUAGCUUUCACAUCAAGAACUGGAAUCAAAGCUUUCUCAGAAGCCUUAACCAACAUCCACUCACCCCCACUUGCCCCACAUGGUGAAACCUUCACAAUUUCAACUCUAGGCAAAGACUCAGAGCUGCUAGAUGAAUCUUUUAUUAAUAAACUUUGUGAAAAUCCCCGUAGAAUUAAGGUCUUGGUUCCUCCAAUUUCAACACCAACAAGUCUAGCCGAAUCACUGGGAUUAGGCCAGGGAAGAAAGGUGUUAUGCCCAGUUCCAUCUGUACUAGGCCUGGAGGAACCACCUGUUGUGCCUAAUUUCCUUGCUCAUCUAGCUAGAAUGGGAUGGACUGCGGUUAGAGUUAACGGUUAUGAGACCCGGUGGGCGGGGCCCACGUGUGCUGAGGAGGUAGCGCGGAGGACUGAUGAGGAAUGUGGGUUGGAUGGCCUUGUGUUUACUAGUACUGCAGAGGUUGAAGGGCUUUUGAAGAGCUUGAAAGAGUUGGGGUUGAAUUGGGAGAUGAUGAGGAUGAGGUGUCCAAGCAUGUUGGUGGCAGCUCAUGGUCCAGUUACAGCUUCUGGUGCCGAGAGAUUGGGAGUUGGCAUAGAUGUGGCGAUCUCAUUCCAAACAUUCAUACACUCCUGAUUUUGGAACUUCACAUUUGCCCUCUCGAUCAUUAUGGGAAGAGAAAAUUACGGAAAUGAAAUGAUUGGUUUAUUUGCCUCUCUCUUUAUCCUCCAUCCAUGAUACAGAUGUCUACAUGGAGAUUUUGAGUUCAUUUUACAUUCCCUUUCAAAACAUUAAGAAGAUAUUUUCUUCUAUACGAGGAGGAAUUCGAGGAAGAGUUUUUGAGCUUCCUAUAACCAGAAAGUUGUUAAAUUGGCCUAUGUGAUGAUGAAGGCCUGCUAGAAUGGACCCAACCACUGAAGAUCAGGAAAUAUGCUGGAUACCAAACAACUCAAACGAACAAGAAGGCAUUGGCCCUCAAAAUGAGACUCCACUGAAAUUAUAUAUGUACAGAAACCAAAAAAAAGGGAAAAAUAAUGAAAGUGAAAUGUAUCAAUUGACCAUUUAUCUGUG
This is a messenger RNA of Coffea arabica (coffee), 1652 nucleotides long. RefSeq lists its product as uncharacterized. Gene Ontology annotation, molecular function: uroporphyrinogen-III synthase activity. Gene Ontology annotation, biological process: tetrapyrrole biosynthetic process. NCBI's taxonomy places the organism in Eukaryota, Viridiplantae, Streptophyta, Magnoliopsida, Gentianales, Rubiaceae. The record is from RefSeq and is a predicted model, not a curated record.